Asparagus officinalis (garden asparagus) is the source of this 1522-nucleotide messenger RNA. RefSeq lists its product as uncharacterized. The coding region runs from base 440 to 1216 and encodes 258 amino acids. Lineage: Eukaryota; Viridiplantae; Streptophyta; Magnoliopsida; Asparagales; Asparagaceae. The transcript is spliced from 6 exons. Gene Ontology annotation, molecular function: zinc ion binding. The record is from RefSeq and is a predicted model, not a curated record.
GCAAGUAAGCCAGGUGUCAACCCAAAUUCAAAUCAAAUAAUCCGUGUAGAUUUUAGAUCUACAAAAAAACACAGCCCGAUUUCAAAUCAACUUCAACAAGUUCACACACAGCUAAUCUCUUCACACCACUAAAAGCUGCUUUGACCAAAAAAAAUAAAAAUCACCCUUUUAUUCCCCUCAUUAUCUACAGUACCACCUCCCAUACUCAAAACCUCUGCACUUCAAAUUUCCAAUCAGAUUUGGGGACAAACCCCAGCUGAAAUCUCAAUCACAGUCUCCCCCUGCUGCUCUCUUCUGUGGCCUGUAGCUCUUCGGUCUCCUUUUAUUCUCUGCUUGCAAUUUUCUUGGCAGCUAUUUGUUUUUUUUUUUUGUGUUUUUUUGGGCUGCUGCAUGUUCGCUUCGAUGAGGGAGAAUAACUUUUGAUCGAUAUGCACGCAAUAUGCUCGAUGCUUUGUCUCAAUGGGCAUCUUCUAUCUCGCCGCCGCAGGUAGAAUUUUCGAGCGACAUCCCACGCUGGUUGGACAAACUAUUGAAAGAGGAGUUCUUUGAUCCUUGUGGAAAUCAUUUAGGAAGCAAACAGAAUGAGAAGAAUAUAUUUUGCCUAGAUUGUUCUUUGAGCAUCUGCAGCAAUUGUUCUUCGCGCCAUUUUGGUCAUCGAGUUCUCCAAAUUCGGAAGUACAAUGAGCACAGAGUGGUAAAAAUAGAGGAUAUGGGAAAACUACUUAUUUGUUCCUUAGUUCAGUCAUACAUGCUGAACAGAGCACAAGUAGUGUUCUUGAAAGCGAGAUCUGCAAAUAAAAAGAAAGACAAAGCACAGAAUGAACAACAAACUAACAAGAAGAGAGGGAGGGCCCAGAAUCAGCACACCCAAAACUCUGACAAGAUCUGCUCAUCCUGCCCACGAGCUCUCAAGGAAGAUUUUGAGUAUUGUUCUGUUGUUUGUAUGGUGAAAAAGGUGUUGGAAACCGAGGGAAGCAUUAAGAAAUACCUUCGACCUUUCCUGCCACUUCCAUUAAACCUUGAGGAGUUUAAUGGAGAACUAGUUCCUAGUGAGCUUGUCCUUAGAGAUCCAAGCGCUUCUGGUUCAAAUGGUGCUCGACGUGCUGAGUGCAAAAAGAAAAGAAAGAACAAUGAUGUGGAGACGUCUCCCUCUCCUUGUGCCUUAGUCCAAUCACACCGAAGGAAAAGUAUCCCUAGGCGGGCACCAUUUUUCUAAACUCAAGGGUUCUGGAUUUUUGCUCUGCAAUCCUUGAACUGCUGGAGAGGGCAUCAAAUUGGAGAUAUUAUUAGGCAGUUUUCAGGUGCUUUUUACCUUUUGAACUGAACUUAUGAACAUAAGCUUGAACAUUAUGCAAGUUCUAAAACUAGUACUUAAAGUCAUAAGGAGUUUGAAACAUGAAGUCAGUUGCCAGCGAGGGAUUUCCUUAGAGUUACUUAAAUCACUAUUCAUUUAUUAUCACUAUUUUUUGACUAGUUUGGUAUGGUGGUUGUUUUAUUUGAUUCCUGAAAUCUGAUCGCUUCA